Komagataella phaffii GS115 is the source of this 3324-nucleotide messenger RNA. RefSeq names its product SUMO/Smt3 ligase that promotes the attachment of sumo (Smt3p. The transcript has a single exon. The record is from RefSeq and is a predicted model, not a curated record. Gene Ontology annotation, molecular function: zinc ion binding; SUMO ligase activity. Gene Ontology annotation, biological process: protein sumoylation. Lineage: Eukaryota; Fungi; Ascomycota; Pichiomycetes; Pichiales; Pichiaceae. The coding region runs from base 1 to 3324 and encodes 1107 amino acids.
AUGUUUGUCACUGGAAGGCAGCUGUUCCAAUCCGUAUCUUACUCCCUAUGGUUAGGGUCGACAGUUCAUGUUUUUGACCGAAUACUAACAUUCCAGGACACCAUUAAUAGAAUCAAUACUCUAAGAGUCAGCGAGUUGAAAGCGCUCUGUAGAGCAACCGGUCGUCUUGUCUCUGGUAGAAAAGCAGAUUUAGCCGAACGACUAAAACUUUUCUUCCAGCUAGGAAGAGAUAAUAAUGAUAACGUACUCUUACUGGCAACAAGAACUCUGGUGCUGAAGGCUGCAAAUUUUCAGGAAGUCCCCAACUUUGACACGAUCUACAAUGCUUUAAAGACAAAUUCUCAUCUUUUUAUGCUUCCGUCGGCCGGGUCAAACGUAGUACCAGCUGUACAAUCCUCCGUCACACACAAUCAGCUCCCCAUGAGUACUGGUAAUACUAACAUGUUUCAAGGGGUUAAUAUGUUUCCCACGAAACCAAGUGAGGAUUCCAAGAAAGUCAGACCGUGGGUUUAUUUUCAAGAAAGUCCAUUUUAUCGUUUGAAGCGGCUGGUGCAUGGAACUCCAGUGAUGGCUGAGAAGGCUCCCGGAAGAAGAGGUCAAUGUAACAUCCAGUUUAUCUUGAAUGAGAGUGAAACUAAGACUCUUUUCGGAAAGCCCAAUUACAAACUCUUGCUCUUGAGCGGAAGCUACGAUGGUCGUAAUGUCACCAACAAUGCAUUUGUUGAGUUCCCACAACCUUUAGAAAUAUACUGUAACAAAGCCCCUGUUAAAGGUAAUGUUAAAGGAAUUAAAAAUAAACCAGGAACGGCAAGGCCUGCUAACUUGACUCCAUUUGUGAAGGAGCCACCCACUAUGAACAACCUCCAAGUUGUUUAUGCUUUUUCCAAUACGGAUUAUCUGUUUUAUCUUUACAUCGUGGAAUCGUUUUCAGCAUUUGAUGUACUACAAAAAGUAUUGGCCCAGCCACACAUAAUCAAGGAAGCUACCCUAAAUAGUUUCAAUAAGACUGAGGAUGAUGAUGAUGUGGUGGAAAUGUCUCAGAUUCUAAGUUUGAAGUGCCCGUUGUCAUUUUCCCGGAUGAAGUAUCCCUGCAAGUCAAUUUAUUGCGAACAUGUUCAGUGUUUUGAUGGUCUUGCGUUUUUGCAGCUGCAAGAGCAGGCAUCAACAUGGAGCUGUCCCCUUUGUUCUAAAAAAAUAGAUGUGAAGGAUCUGGCCCUCAGUGACUAUGUUGAAGAAAUCCUUAAAAACACUUCUGACCUUGUCGAAACUGUGGAGAUUGAUCCAAAUGGAAAUUGGACCAUUGGCAAAGAAGACGAACCAGAUGUUUCUCAACCUCAAGAAAAAUCUACCGAAGGUUUGAAAUCUGAGCCCACCGAGGAAUUUUUACCACCACCAGAUGCUUCUGUUGAAGUUAUAUCAUUGGAUAGUGACUCUGAGGAUCAAGAUGAUGGAGUUGCAAUUAAUCCUCCCGAACCAGAAGUUUUGAAUUCAACUGUUUUGCCACAGGAUAUGUUGUCAACCACUGUUGCUGUAUCGAAUACUACAAACAACGAAGGACCAUCGUCAUCAAGCGCGUCCCUGCCAAAUGGGGAAGAAAUGUUAGAUUAUUCAGAUCUCCCAACUGCAAAUAUACGCCGUGGGCUUCCACGUAUAGACUCUGAAGGGGAGGAUACCGCAAGCAUUUCAAGUUCUCCAUUACCACCUCCUUCACGCCCCCCUAUUCAGUCCUUGUCUGGUGAAAAUCGGUUAAAUGCAGCUAUGUCAGUCGCUUCGGGGACUCAAGCUCAGUCUAAUGAUACUUUGCACAACUCAGAAUUGGGAGAUGUAGCUGAGAAAGAUGUUGGAACGGAAGAUGGUAAUAGGCGCCAAAGAAGCAUAUCACCUUUACCUCCACCCGCCGCCCCUCCUCCUCAUCUACAUUCGCAGUCAUCAAAUGCUCAGUCGGCAAAUAACACAAACAGUUCUAUAACUAUCGAAGAUAGUCAUGCAGUCAAGACAGCUUCAGUAACAUCUCAAGAGAAUCCUCAAGGUAGUUUAUCAGUUUCAUUUACGCCCCCGGAUGCUCAUAGAAGUAUAUCAGAUCCGCAGAGUGCUCAGCUUCGCCAGAUGUUCAAUUCUACACCGUACAACAGUGAGUUAACCACAAAUUAUUCUUCAAACUUAGCAAAUAGACCUUCGUCGUUCAGCAGUUCUGGUUUUCCAAGAAAUACGGAAGUUGUACCUCCCUCAAAUGGUAAUAGAAGAUCUGAAUUUAAUAGAACCAAAAGUAUCCAGAUAUUUUUGCAACGUCAAGAACAGUUACUGACCCAUAAUCCUACUCUUCAACAACUUGAAGCCUCUUUAAAAUUGCAAGAUCACAUAUAUAACCAGAUUGCUACUCAAAAAAAAAUAUUGGAAGCCUUGAAUCCUAGCUUACGCAAUGAAGAAGGUCAGUAUGAUCAAGUAAUACGUCAAGCUACUGUACGGACUGCUCAAAAGAACAGAAUUCUGAAGCUUCUGGCAAAGAAACGGGGACAACUAAACCAUACCCACAACCACCAUGCAAACGUUAACUCCAUUUCCGAGAAAGUCGAUGGCACCAUGCCAAAUGGUCAUGGAAGUACUGAUUUCGUUCAAAGCUUGCGAUCAGCUCCCUUACAAGCCUCACAGAAUUUCUCCCCACUAGCAUCAUCAGCACAGCAGGAACAACAUAGUCAAUCUCCAAAUUUUAAUCGAUCAUAUUUGGUCCCAUCAGCAUCAAAUAGCUCAGGACAAGUUCAAAACCAAGAUCAGUAUAACUUUAACUUUUAUGGUCAACCUCUAGUCCAAACUCCUAAUGAGGUAGGGGCUCAGACAUUGCCACAAUUAUACCCAGGGGCACCUUCGAUUCAUUCAAGUCUCCGUAAUGACAAGCAAACUCAGUCACAGAAUAUAUCACGAAAUGGAGUUCAACCUCAACUACUAAACCCAGCUCAAGAAUCUUCAGAGACUCCAAGCUUGGUACUACCGUCGUGGUCAAAUAACAGCUUGUUGCAAAGCACCGGAAAUCCUAGUGCUUCAUCUCCAACAAAUGGCUACAAUAAUGCUGAAAUGCACAACGACCAAGAUCAAAAUCAACAAACUCAAACUAAAGGUUUAUUGGGAAUCUCCAUGCACACAUCAAUUUUUGAUAAAACACCACUGCAAGAUUCCAAUGGCUCGUUGAAGGAGCCUUCCACCCAAAAAUCGACUUCUUCCUCCAGUUACGCAAGACCAGCGGAGGGCAUUGCGGAAGUUGCUAACAAAAGGUCCAAGACAGUGGUUGAUCUUACGCUUUCUGAUGAGGAAAAUGACGGUGACCAUUGA